Molecule: messenger RNA, 678 nt
Organism: Botrytis porri
Lineage: Eukaryota; Fungi; Ascomycota; Leotiomycetes; Helotiales; Sclerotiniaceae
Exons: 2
Coding region: 1-678 (225 amino acids)
Biological process (GO): endoplasmic reticulum to Golgi vesicle-mediated transport
Cellular component (GO): TRAPPI protein complex; TRAPPIII protein complex; TRAPPII protein complex
Source: RefSeq, a predicted model, not a curated record
AUGUCCUCCCAACCCGUGAAACCGCCGUUGGCCGGCCAAGUUUCUCAUACUCAACGAGGCUCCCAGUCAGGGCUGCGGUAUCCUUCCACCGGCAAAACGAUAUACCAUAGACCAUUGAAUCGCAGUAAAACGCAGGAACUAAGUCAAGCCAGCUUUGCAUAUCUAUUUGGGGAGAUGGUUAGUUAUGCACAACGACGGGUUACUGGUAUUCAAGAUCUCGAGAAGCGGUUAAAUGUUCAAGGUCACCCCAUCGGCCUCAAACUCCUCGAUCUUCUGCUCUACCGCGAACCACCACGUACCCAAACUCGACCCCUUAAUAUCAUCGCCCUCCUCCAAUUUAUAACCACCGUUCUCUGGCGUCACCUCUUUUCUCGCCCUGCAGAUGCACUCGAGAAGUCUUCGAACCCUGACACGCCAGAGGAAUAUAUGAUAUCCGAUAAUGAACCUCUUGUUAAUCAGUACAUUAGUGUGCCUAAGGAAAUGAAUCAAUUGAAUUGUGCUGCGUUUGUCGCGGGCAUUAUUGAGGGUGUUUGUGAUGGCGCAGGUUUUCCGGCUAGGGUUACGGCUCAUAGUGUGGGAAGGGGGGAGGAAGGAGAGUUGUGGCCGGGGAAGACGGUGUUUUUGGUCAAGUUUCAAGAAGAGGUGGUAGAGAGAGAGGCAUUUUUGGGGAAGAGUUAG